Thalassophryne amazonica is the source of this 939-nucleotide messenger RNA. RefSeq lists its product as uncharacterized. NCBI's taxonomy places the organism in Eukaryota, Metazoa, Chordata, Actinopteri, Batrachoidiformes, Batrachoididae. The record is from RefSeq and is a predicted model, not a curated record. Bases 90 to 725 code for a protein of 211 amino acids. The transcript is spliced from 3 exons.
CGUUCUGAACACAGUUUGACCUCACGGCAUUAUCAUAACUCCAACGACAUGACGUUUUGACGCAACUGGAGCCAUUUUGUGCUUUUUAAAUGGCGCUGCGAGCCACAUCCCACACAGACCUGCAGACAGCUGGAAAAUCGUCGUUGGACAGCAGCCUGUAUAAAUCUUUGUCUAUGAGCAGCAGUAACGUUAACAGAGGGACCAGGUUCAGCAAUGGUCCAAUGGAAGAUGUCAAGGGUCACUCCAGGAUCUCACGGCGGCCCGUCCGAGCAGUCAGACCGGUCAGUGCUCUCGGCUCUAACGGCACCUUCCUCCAGAUUAAUCAUCUGCAAGGAGAGCUGGUCAGAAAGAGGAAGGAAUGCGAGGACCUGAAGAAAGAAAACAAGUACUUAUCCAAUGAGAUCCACAUGGAGAGGAUCAUGAUGCGCACAGAGAGUGAGCUGACCAUGAGGAACCUCAGGAACCUCAACCAGGAUCUGCAGGCUCAAGUCAAAGAGCUGAAGCAGAAGCUGUUUCAAAGCCAGCAGAGGGCAUCGCUGUGUUCACGGGCAGCGGAUGAGGCAGCGGUGACCCGGGGAGAGGCCGAGAAAAGCACAGCCUUAGCAGAGGCCCGGGCCCUCAGGUGUCAGAGGGAUAAGGAGGUGGCUGAAGCUGACAGGAGUCGGCUCAAUGAAGAACUACAGCAGCUGAAAAAAGAGGCACUCAGAUACUGUACACUCAGCUGACAUACACACCAACACAUAAACCAUGCUGUUGGGUAAUCAGACACAGUGGUUAGUGUAACCACAGCACAGCAUGUAACGGACACCCUCCAUUGUUUCUUUGUCAGAGACGUGACAUUCUAUUUAUAAUUAUCUCAGAAUUUACCACUUAGUGUCAAUCAUAGGCCAAAUGAAUACACACUGACUUGCCAGUUUAUCUUCCAUUAGCAGUAGAUAG